AGGCAAGGGGGCUCAUCGCUAUGACUAUGAUAGGCUAGUGACCGAGCGCCGCGACUAGGACAUGCUAGAGCUCCGGGUGCUGAGGUCACAUUUCCGACUUUGAACAUGUGAAACAUACGAACUCCAUGUACAAAAUUGAUAGGAGGGGGAGGGGUUGUCUAAAAAAUGUUUAACAGGAAAAUACUCUGUUUUUGACAAACAAGGCUAUAUUUUGAUGUGUGGCCGCAGCGUCCGGCCCUCUGACCUGUCCUAUAUUUACGUUAAUAAGAAUUUCAGACAAAUGAAGAAACUGAGUUAAAAUGAGUAAUGCACAAACGAAGCUUUGCGAAGUACUUCUCGAAGAAUAUUUUGGACCAGGCGUGUCUCAGAUUGCUAGUAAUAUUCUUAAUUUUGGUAGUAAAACUCUAGGGCAAAUUUGUAGUUCAACAGGCUUAAGCAUUCGAGAUGUGAGGCAAGGUUUAUCUUUUCUUCUCUACCAUGAUCUCGUUUCUGUCUCAGAUUCCAGGAAACCAGGAAACCCAGAUUAUACUGUCCAGGUUGAUAAUGUUCAGAGUAUGCUCUACUAUCCUCAAUAUCUGUCUCUAAUCUCCAGGUAUGGGGAUGAGGCUGUUAUAUUGGCUGAAGAAGUUUGUAAAUCUGGCAAGAUUCUUGUAUCUGACCUUCUCCUACAGGUCUACAAGAACCUGAGCCAGGAGUCAGAGCAGGAGGCUGAGAAUCCCCUGGCCUCGUUGUCCCGACUAGAGAAGGAGGUGAAGAGACUGAUCCUGGAUAAAAUCCUGGUUUGUUGUUCUCCAGGUGAUAGUUCUCCUGGUGAAGCUGAGGUUCCUUCUCAGGUUCAAGAUGAGAAACUCAUGUUCUCUCCUCCAAAUAUAAACCUCAAGGAUCUUAUAUCUGGAGAGAGUACGGAGAGGAAGGAUAAAGGUCUGUACUGGAAACUGAACCUGGAGAGAUUAAACCAUCUUCUUCGGGAUCAAAUAAUAGAGGAGGCAGCAGAGCGCAGGGUUGACAGAACUGGAGGAAUAUUAUUACGAAGUAUAUUUACUCUGAGCUCAGAGCUUUAUGAUCCCUGGGCCCAGGUCUCAGGUCACCUUGGACACGCUCUCCUUACAGAUAGGAUGAGGAAAGAUUGGAAAGGCGAAGAGGAGCUUGAACACUUGGAACAAUAUUUAACCAUGCUCUCUACAGAUAGAACCAGGUUUAUUGAUAAAGUUGGAGAUGCUGGGGGAGGACAAUAUACAAUUAAUUAUCAACAUAUUUUUGAGGAGAUUACAGCAGCUACUAUUGAGAAUAUUAUCUUGGAAAGAUUUGGUUCCAAGUCGAUGCGUAUUUUCCGAUAUAUUCGAGAGAAGAAAUAUCUAGAGGAAAACCAAAUUCAGCAGGUUAGAUUAAAACAGGGGUUUACGUUUUCCUAAAAAAUCGCCGCCCCC
Molecule: messenger RNA, 1427 nt
Organism: Eurytemora carolleeae
Lineage: Eukaryota; Metazoa; Arthropoda; Copepoda; Calanoida; Temoridae
Product: DNA-directed RNA polymerase III subunit RPC3
Exons: 10
Coding region: 300-1412 (370 amino acids)
Biological process (GO): DNA-templated transcription
Cellular component (GO): RNA polymerase III complex
Molecular function (GO): single-stranded DNA binding
Source: RefSeq, a predicted model, not a curated record